CCCUCAUGUUCCUGAUACGUGGCUGUUUGGGAGAGCCGCGCUGUGGAUCCCUGUCUGCCUACAGCAGCAGCAGCAGCCGCUGGAAUCUGCAGGAAGUCCGGCAGUUUUUCCAUCAAGGUCUGGAUGGCAGGGACACACUGGUGCGCAGACUUUCGAAACCACGAGCCAAACCGUCAUUUGGAUUUCCAACGUUGUUUCCAGCAUUCAAGGGGCAUCACUGGCUCCAAGUGUCUUUUGGGCAGGGGGACGGAUGAAAGGUAGAAGUGGUUGGAGGCCCAGCUGGGCUGUUGCUGCUCUGUUUUUCCCCGCUGCUCUGCUGUUGCUGACCUUCAGGGGAGCAUCAAGCAGCCAGAAGAUGUCACAAACCUCUAUGGCUCAUGCAACGGCUACAGCAGCUGGACCAGGCCCGAGUCUGGCAGAUGACCUCCCAGGCCUCCAGGCGGUCACAGAUUUUCUUACCAGUGAACUCACGCAUGUAUGGUUCCUGUCCCUGGUUGGCUCAGUCGCUGUAGGCCUUAGUGGAGUUUUCCCUCUGCUUGUUAUUCCUUUUGAAUCAGGAGCUGCCCUCAAGACUGAAGCUGGAUGCCAAAAGCUGAAGCAGCUCUUGAGCUUUGCUAUUGGUGGUCUCCUAGGUGAUGUGUUUCUUCACCUCCUUCCUGAGGCGUGGGCGCUCUCUGGCCCUCAAGCUAGUAAACACAACCACUACAUGACCCAGGGCUUGUGGGUAAUCAUCGGUCUGUUUGCCUUCCACCUGCUGGAGAAACUGUUCCCAGAUGAAGACGGCCUCAAGGAUGCCCCCCCAGAUUCAGACCUGAAUUUUAAUCUCUCUUCAAAUUCAGCUAUAAAUGUCAAAGCAGAAACAUCACUCAGAAAUGGAAACCAUGCUGAGGCGUGGAAAUCCUUCCAGCGACAGACUCAGCAAGACACCUCAGAGAAAAUUAAGACAAGUGGGUACCUUAACCUUCUGGCCAACUGCAUUGACAACUUUACUCACGGGCUGGCAGUAGCUGCAAGUUUCUUGGUGAGCAAAAAGGUUGGAUUCCUCACCACUUUUGCUAUUCUACUCCACGAAAUCCCUCAUGAGAUAGGAGACUUUGCUAUUCUGCUGCGAGCUGGGUUCGAUCACUGGAGUGCCGCCCGGAUGCAGCUGUUUACGGCUCUGGCUGGGAUCUUGGGAGCUUGUUUCGCCCUUUGUGCUCAGUCACCCAAAGCUGCUGAAAGCUCCUCCAGCUGGAUUCUAUCUUUCACUGCCGGGGGUUUCCUCUACAUUGCCUUGGUUAAUGUUGUGCCUGACCUGCUACAGGAGUCCAGUUUAAGACACUCCCUGGUGCAAAUGCUGCUCAUUUUCUGCGGGAUGGGUACCAUGGUUUUCCUCUCAGCCAUUGUUGACUGAACAUGGGGGAAGACAACUCUCCCACCUUAACAAACACUACUACUGGAGAUAUUUUUUCCUCUGCACCAGCCUCUUAUUCUUUGAACCAUCAUCCAGAUAAAGAGGCGGAUUCUUUCAAGGCUCUCUGUCAUCGCUGUCAUGGAGCACUAGAGCAAAUAUCUUAAAAAAGUAUAGCACUUUAUUUACAGAUGACUGAAAGGAAAGACUGUUUUGAUAAGACAGAUAGGACGGGACAUUAAUGGGUGGACACUUUGAAAUGCGCCAUAAGGAAUGGUCAAGGAUAAAAAAAAAACAAAGUUUAUAUGGAAAUCUGUUACCAAACUGUCUUUUAGACAAUCAUGAUGCUUUGCACAUACAUUCACUACCAGGUACAAAAGACGACUCUUGAUCUCAAUAGGAGGUAUUUCUUGCACAGAGCAAAGAGCUACAUCUAAUUUUUUUAAAUCGGUGUUGUCAUUGGCGUUUGCUUCUGAAUACACAAUGAAAAUAUUUUUCAUCACCCGUUUUUGCAGUGUGCUUUAAUCAAAUACCAGUUAUUGAGAAUAAUUAGUUAUCAGUGUUUUUCUUUUUCCCACCUUCAUCUGUUUUCCUUCCACACGCAGUGUAGCCUGCACCUUCGGAGCUUAAUACAGCUUUCAGCCUGAAGAACAGUUUGUGUUAAACUUAUACAUGAAUACUUGUGUUAUCUUAUUUACUAACAUUAGUAUUGGAGAUUAGAUGCAGGUUUAGAAAGUGGAAAACAAGGGAAAUUACAUGUUUUAAAAGGUUGUUUUUUUUUUGAAGAAGAAGAAAUAAACUUCACAUUUUAGACAAUUGUGUGAAAGCAUUUAUGUUUCUAUUGCAGGAAAAAAAGUCUGAGUUGCAAAGAUUUGAAAUACUAUAGAAAUAUAUAAAAAAGUAAUCUGCCAGUUUCAGAUAGGUGUGUAAAAAGAAAAUAUUUUAAGAAAACUAUAUUUCAUUUAUAGACUUCUUUCCGUCUCACUCCCUAGAUGUUUCAUUCAUUCAUUUAUCCAUCUAUUAUUUAAUCUAUCGCUCCAUUCAUUCAUCUGUCCAUAGGUCUAUUGCAGGCACAUUGGUCUUUUUUCUCCCACCUUUUUAUUUUCUUUUUCGAUUUUUUAAGUUUUUGUAAUUAAAACUGAAAACAUUGGAAGA
Molecule: messenger RNA, 2545 nt
Organism: Cyprinodon variegatus (sheepshead minnow)
Lineage: Eukaryota; Metazoa; Chordata; Actinopteri; Cyprinodontiformes; Cyprinodontidae
Gene: slc39a13
Product: solute carrier family 39 (zinc transporter), member 13
Exons: 11
Coding region: 251-1393 (380 amino acids)
Biological process (GO): zinc ion transmembrane transport; intracellular zinc ion homeostasis
Cellular component (GO): membrane
Molecular function (GO): zinc ion transmembrane transporter activity
Source: RefSeq, a predicted model, not a curated record